Messenger RNA from Capsicum annuum, 492 nucleotides. RefSeq lists its product as uncharacterized. Lineage: Eukaryota; Viridiplantae; Streptophyta; Magnoliopsida; Solanales; Solanaceae. The coding region runs from base 1 to 492 and encodes 163 amino acids. The transcript has a single exon. The record is from RefSeq and is a predicted model, not a curated record.
AUGGCAUUUAUCGAUCUUGAGAAAGAGUAUGACAAAGUUCUCAAGGAGAUUUUGUGGAAGUGCUUGAAAGCUAGAGGGGUGCCCGUGGCUUACGCUAGAUCGAUCCAGAACAUGUACGAUGAUGAAAAGACUCGUGUGAGAACGACAAGAGAGGAUUCAAAGCACUUUUCAAUUUUGACAGAGUUGCACCAGGGAUUGACUCUUAACAUAUUUUUAUUUCCCUUGGUGAUAGAUGCUUUGACGCGACAUAUCCAAGGGGAGGUGCCUUGGUGUAUGUUAUUUGCUGCUGAUAUUAUACGGAUUGAUGAAACUCUGGGUGGAAUUAAUGAUAAGUUGGAGCUUUGGAGACAAACCCUUAAAUUUAAAGAAUUUAGGUUGAGCAGGACUAAGACGGAAUACUUUGAAUGUAAGUUUAGUGAUUUGUCGCACGAGGCAAGCGUGGUAGUGAAACUUGAUUCCCAGGUUAUCCAGAAGAGGAAGUGUCUCAAGUAA